This is a messenger RNA of Rotaria sordida, 717 nucleotides long. Lineage: Eukaryota; Metazoa; Rotifera; Eurotatoria; Philodinida; Philodinidae. The record is from the annotation of a GenBank genome assembly.
AUGAAUUCAUCUAGACUAAACGUCGAAUAUUGGUUUAUUCCAAUUGAUAUUCUAAAUAUAAUAUGUAAUAGUUUGAUCAUCGAACUUUCUUCAGUUCUUUUAUUUGUUUUGGCUCUUGAUAAAAUUUGCCAUACAGCUUCAAUGAUGUUAAUUGGCAAUACAUGUUUAAGUGCAUUGAUGUCUGGAUGUUGUAUGUUGAGUAUGUAUUUAAAUACAUUGAAAAAUGAUCUUAAACAAAUUCAAUUUCAAGAUUCAUUAUGUAUUUUUCGAGCAUAUAUUACUUACGUAUCAGGUGCUCUAUUCAUGAAUUCAUUGUUAUUACAAGCUAUUCAUCGAUAUUUUACGGCUAUUUAUCGAACUCGUUUAUAUUUUCAAUCAAUUCAAUGUCAAUUUUUAAUAAUUUAUUUAACAUGGAUAUUUGCUUCGUUACAUCCAAUGCCAGUUGUAUUCAUUGGUGAUAUUCAUUAUGAUGCUGACAAUCAAAUGUGUCAAAUACAUCUUGAAUUUUCCUUUUCAACAAUUUAUAUGUCACUACGUAACUAUGGGAUUCCUACUUCAUUUAUUACAUUUAUCUAUUUUCAAUUGAUUCGAUAUAUUCAUCAAAUGAGUACUCGUGUUAUACAUGCAACCACUUUAUUUCGUGCAAAAAAGGAAUUAAAAAUGGUUCAAUAUACAGUUAUAUUAGUAGUUAUAUCAAUUAUACUUGGUUUUCCAUAG